CUCUCAUCAUACGCAAUCAGCAAUCGACACGUGCUUAAUUUAAAUUACUAAAUUACCCUUCCAUACCAACCAAUAUCUUUGUGAUAAUCUCUUCAUUUUUCUCUUCUUUCCCUUUUCCUCCUUUAGUUCUCUCUUUUUUUUUCUCCGCAUUUAUAUAUAUUUUUUAAUCUUAAUUUUAUUUCUGGAUCUAUUAGUCUGGGAUUUUAGUUAAUCGAUGUAAGCAUCUGGGUUAAAAAGGUUUGGGAUAUUUCUUGAAUUUAUUGAUCCAAUCAAGUGAGGUGAUGUAAACUUCUUGAGCUCCUGCUGCCGUAUGUGAGUUAAAUUGUAUCUACCUCUGGUGUACAACAAAUGGGUGAAUGCGACUACUGUGGUAACUUGAGGACGAUGAUACUGCAGAAUGAGUUAUCCACAUCUUACCAGUUUGAUCUUCUCCUUUCUCCCAUUGUCUCAUUUUGGGGUUGUAUUGUUCGUAAGAUAAGGUAUAAUUACAGUCCCGAGUGGGUGUAGUAUCCAAAGUCAUCAUUAUUGUUCAAAAAGUGUGAUAAUAUAGAGAAGAUAGAAUAAAACAGGAGAGUAAUUGUUGAAAUAAAUGAGUGAUAGUUAAGAGUAAAUGUACACUCCGUAAAGUAGUUUAUAUUUUAAAAUCUUACUAACAUACUACAGUCAAGAGAUUCAUCGGACUUAAAGGCCGAAGAUGGAGUCAGAAAAACCCGCACACGUGAAAAAGCCAAAGAAGAAGCAGGUGAAGGAUGAGUUCGAUCGCAUUAAGCAAGCCGAGAAGAAAAGGAGGAGGUUGGAGAAAGCUUUGGCGACUUCUGCUGCCAUUCGAAUGGAGCUCGAGAAGAAGAAACAGUUGAAGCAAGAAGAGCAACAGAGGCUCGAUGAAGAGGGUGCUGCAAUUGCUGAAGCGGUUGCUCUCCAUGUUUUACUUGGAGAAGACUCCGAUGACACGCCUAGAAUCGUUCUUAACAAAGAGGAAGACUUCGGCACUUGGCAUCGUGCCCUUUCAUCCCAUCAAAACCGAAAGUGCUCUGUUGAGAGUUUUGGCUGGUUUCCAGGAGCUUACGGACAAGAGCGAGAGUGGAAUCACUUUGGAGAAAUCCGUCAGCCACUUUCUUUGUUUCCUCUCGAGAAAAACUUCCGCUUGCCAUGCUUUGAGGAUGGAUCUUGGAGCCACGAUGAUAUCUCUGCCGGGCUCAUCGCAGCACAGGCUGUUUCAUCCCUCCAGAUCGAAGACGAUGCACGUGUCGACGGUUUUCUUCAACCGAUGUUGAGAUGGCCGAAUUAAGGGUUUUAAUUAUAUUCAAUAUAGAAUGAGGCAGAAUAGCACUGAAUAAUCAAUGAAUGUGUAUAUACUGCUGCCCUGAUACGCCUUUUUUUCUUUUUUUAGUACCCAAGACUUUGAUUACUUUGUUGUGUCGAUCGUGAUUCCUUUCUUUGUGGUUUAGUUCUUUGUGUUCGUUGUGUUUUGUAGAGGAUGAAUUGAGUUGUUUUUUGUCGAGACUGGGAGAUACUGAUUACUGAUAGAUUGACAAUAUAUUUGUGAUUGUGCUUUAAA
Molecule: messenger RNA, 1558 nt
Organism: Amaranthus tricolor (Joseph's coat)
Lineage: Eukaryota; Viridiplantae; Streptophyta; Magnoliopsida; Caryophyllales; Amaranthaceae
Exons: 2
Coding region: 695-1288 (197 amino acids)
Source: RefSeq, a predicted model, not a curated record